UGCCUCCUUCUCUCUCACUUUCUCUUCCAUCGACCUGUUCACUACUGCAAGUACUCUCCAACUGUCCCUAGCGAGCACGAGAAAGAACAUGAAAAUGGAUGUGGGGACGGGCUCACCCCAACCAGCGAAGGACCCAAGCUGGUUCCUCUACACUCUCUCCGCCAUGCUCGGCUCCAAGACCUUUGGGGUUUGUGACGGCUGGGGUCUACUAUCGUUGGCAGCUGCCUUUCUCGCUAGCUUUGUCCUGUCCUGGUGGUUCACCUCCGGCGGCAUCGCCUGGAGAAACGGACGCAACUCGCGCGGGUUGGUCCCCAUCCCCGGGCCGAGGGGACUGCCUAUGAUUGGCAGCCUCCACGCCCUAAGCGUCGGCCUGGCUCAUCGUACCCUCCGCGCCAUGGUCGACGGGCUCGGCGCCAAGCAGCUCAUGGCCUUCAGCCUCGGCUCCACGCCUGCCGUCGUGGCCUCCGAGCCGCAGACUGCCAGGGAGAUUCUCACCUCCCCUCACUUCGCAGACCGCCCUAUCAAGCUGUCGGCUCGACAGCUGAUGUUCGAGCGAGCCAUGGGAUUCGCCCCCAGCGGCUCCUACUGGAAGCUCCUUCGCAGGAUAGCGGCGUCCCACCUGUUCGCUCCCAGGCGCAUUGCGGCCCACGAGCCUGGCCGUCAGGCCGAUGCCGCCAUCAUGCUUCGCGCCAUCGCGGCCGAGCAGCGGGCCGACGGCAUCGUGUCUCUCCGGCGCCACCUCCAGCUUGCUGCUCUCAACAACAUCAUGGGCAGCGUCUUCGGUCGGCGGUACGAAGUGUCGGCAUCGUCGGAAGACCGCGAAGUGACGGAGCUGAGGGAAAUGGUGCGCGAGGGAUUCGAUCUGCUCGGGGCUUUCAACUGGUCCGACUUUCUGCCGUGGCUCGGCUUCAUCUGCGACCCGCACGGCAUCCGCGCUCGCUGCGCUGCCUUGGUCCCUCGAGUCCGAGCCUUCGUGAGCGGCGUCAUUUGCGAACACAAGAUGAAAAGAAGCUCCAGUUCUAGCUUAGGGGAUGCCGCUGACUUCGUGGACGUUCUGCUCACUCUGGAAGGGGAGGAGAAGCUUCAGGAGGAUGACAUGAUCGCGGUGCUAUGGGAAAUGAUUUUCCGGGGAACUGACACCACGGCCCUGCUGACCGAGUGGGUGAUGGCGGAGCUUGUGCUUAACCCGCAUAUUCAGGAGAAGCUUCAGAGGGAGUUGGACGAGGUGGUUGGGAAGGAGAGAAGCGUGGAGGACGCGGACGUCGCCAAGCUGCCCUACCUGCAGGCGGUGGUGAAGGAAACGCUGAGGGUGCACCCACCCGGCCCUCUGCUAUCGUGGGCAAGGCUGUCGACGAGCGACGUGCAGCUGAGCAACGGGAUGGUGGUGCCGGCGGGAACGACGGCCAUGGUGAACAUGUGGGCCAUCACGCACGACGGCAGCGUGUGGGAGGACGCUGGGAAGUUCAGGCCAGAGAGGUUCGUGGAGAGGGAAGGAGGGGAGUGCGUGGACGUGAGGGGGAACGACCUGAGGCUGGCGCCGUUCGGUGCGGGCAGGCGGGUGUGCCCGGGCAAGAACCUGGGCCUGGUCACCGUCAGCUUGUGGGUGGCCAAGCUGGUGCACCACUUCAGCUGGGCGCAGGCGCCGGGCAAGGCGGUGGACCUCAGCGAGGUGCUCAAGUUGGCCUGUGAGAUGAAACAUCCUCUGUGUGCUGUGGCGGUGCCUCGGGGCGUGGCUCUCUAGAAAGGUUGCUGUCCUUUCGGUUUCUUACAGAAGGGGUUUCUGUCUAUGUUUACUAAGGACGGGUGUGCUGCGGAAUAAUAUUAACGAAGUAUGGUCCCUAGAGUUUUGACAAGUUUUUUCUAGGGGUCAGCUCUGAUCAUAUAUUAUAUUAUAAUAUUAUUUUAGAUGUGGGUUUUGUUAGGUUUGAGGAAGUGUGUGCCCCUCCUGCCUGGUGUGAAUGUGUUACAUAGCCGUCUUUCCUAUGUGGUCUCUGUAAGC
This is a messenger RNA of Nymphaea colorata (pocket water lily), 1999 nucleotides long. Its product is annotated as cytochrome P450 78A11-like. The record is from RefSeq and is a predicted model, not a curated record. The transcript is spliced from 2 exons. NCBI's taxonomy places the organism in Eukaryota, Viridiplantae, Streptophyta, Magnoliopsida, Nymphaeales, Nymphaeaceae. Bases 89 to 1741 code for a protein of 550 amino acids. Gene Ontology annotation, molecular function: monooxygenase activity; oxidoreductase activity, acting on paired donors, with incorporation or reduction of molecular oxygen; heme binding.